This is a messenger RNA of Ananas comosus (pineapple), 2972 nucleotides long. RefSeq names its product serine/threonine-protein phosphatase 7 long form homolog. Gene Ontology annotation, biological process: meristem maintenance; meristem development. Lineage: Eukaryota; Viridiplantae; Streptophyta; Magnoliopsida; Poales; Bromeliaceae. The coding region runs from base 263 to 2632 and encodes 789 amino acids. The record is from RefSeq and is a predicted model, not a curated record. The transcript has 7 exons.
GGACACGGCACCGCGUUGCCGAGUUAUCGUUGCGCUCUCGGCGAUUCGGCGCCUCCUCUCUCUCUCUCUCUCUCUCUCUCUCUCUCUCUCUCUCUCUCUCAUUUCCCCCCAAAUCCUUCUCUCACUUCCCCUUCGCAUUCAAAUCUCUCUCUCUCUCUCUCUCUCUCUCUCUCUCUCUCCCUCUAACCUCGAAACCCUAACUCGGCCUUCGCUCCUCCUCGCCAAAGUCGGCGCCGAAUCCACCUCUGCGAUCCAUAAUCAAAUGGCAGAGCAACUAGACCCUGGUCCAAUUGACAAAUCUGUGCUGACAGAUCAAGAACGCCAUCGAUCAUGUGCCCUUGAAACUAAAAAGUAUAUCAAACCCAUCAGAUUUGUCGAGCAUGGACGAAAGCUGAACUUAUGGGAGAUGAAACACAGAGGAGUAUUAGCACUCUUAAAGAGAGCAGGUUUUUAUUAUUUAUCUAGAUUAAAGCGGGUCCAUCUAGACCAUGCAUUACUAAAUGCCAUUGUUGAGAGGUGGAGGAGAGAGACGCAGACUUUCCACUUACGCCAUGGGGAAAUCACCAUUUUAUUGAAAGAUGUGGCCAUUCUAUCCGGCCUUCUCGUUGAUGGGGCUCCGGUCACUGGCCGGACUGAUUACCAAUGGGAACAACUUUGCAAGGACCUACUAGGUCAAGUACCUGACCAGCUAAAGGGCGGAUGCGUCAAGAUCGAUUGGCUUUAUCAACAAUAUCAUGAAAUACCAUCCGAUGCAGGUCAAGAUCAGAUCGAAUAUACAGCUAGGGCCUACAUCAUGUACCAAAUCGCAUGCAGCUUAUUCCCAGAUCCUAGUGGUAAUCGGGUUCACUUAAAGUACCUGGCUCUCUUAAGAGAUUUUGAUGAAUGUGGUAAAAUGGCGUGGGGUGCUGCAGCGCUUGCCUAUCUUUAUAGAGAAUUAGGGAAGGCCAGUCUGGUAGGAAAAGCUGAGUGUUGCGGCUUUCUUACACUACUUCAGGUAUGGGUGUGGGAGCACUUGCAUGUGGGCCGCCCGCAGCGUCUAAAAAAUGGGAACUGGGAUGCCGCCCUAGACGAUAAGCCAUUGGGUUGUAGGUGGAAUGCCCCAUUACGAUGGCGAGAGAAUGUCAAGACCUCAGAUAUUGAGUUUUAUCGCAAUGAGCUUGAUAUCCAGAUGGAGUCUCAGGUAAUAUGGGAUCCUUAUACAUCUGAUUUGAUGGCUAAAUUACCCUCAUUUUGCAAAAGUGGGUCGGAGGUAUGGCGAUCGAAGGCACCUUUAAUUUGUUAUGAAAUUGUUGAAAUGCAUGUUCCGGAUCGUGUAUUUAGACAAUUUGGGAUGAUACAACAUAUCCCUGAGCCCGUGGAGGUAGUAGACCGAUUGACUAGACAAGGUAGAUCGGAAGAGAAUUGGUCUCAAUACCAUGAGCAAUAUAUAAAACGGUGGGAGGAUAGGCUAUCCAGUGUGGUCAAAGAACAAGAAUCUGAGGACCUAGACCCACUGAAAGCAUUGGAAAAGUAUAUGAAGUGGUAUUGGAACAUCACCCGCCGUUGGAUCUCUACGCCAGUUGAUCGCCCCGCCGUAUCGUACCAGCCUCAAGGCCAAGUCGAGAGAGUUCUGGUGAAUUUAGUGGUGGACAUUCAAGAACGAAUCAAAGACGUUCUAGCCAACACGACGGUGCCCCAGGAUGUCGCAGAGACUCUCAAUCAGAUUGAGGGGCGCAUCAGCUCUGUAUUAGAUGGGUUUAAGCUGCUCCAUGUUUCUUGCUCACUACCGAUCUCAAAAUGCAAUAUUCGAACUAACUCUUCGCAAGAACACCAAAAUAGCGGAGACCAACCAGCAAAUGAUCAAACUCAACCGUCUUCUCCUUUAGCUCAUUCAACUGAUGAUCAACUCACUGUAGCUACAACAGCGCUCGUCGAGCUCGGCCCACCGGCACUUGGAUCUCCUGUUGCAGACUCGAAUGCUACCAUUACUCCCCCCGUUAUUUCAGAAUUGCCCUCGCCUUCUCCAACUUUAACUGUUCCUUCGCCUCCUCCCUCUGCUCCACCCAUUCCUGCUGCACCUAGCCAAGAGAAUGCUUUACCCCUUGUCCCUGCGAAUAAAGAGAUGGUGCCUUCUACGUCUACUUGCGUCGCCACCACGAGGGCGAAAUUGUCAACUCCUUCCCGGUCUGAAGCCCUAUCUGCUAUAACUGCUCUCAUCCAGGCUUCUGAGGCUCUUGCCAAAGCCGCAAAGGCGCUGACUUGGCAGGACUUCGUGGAGGGCGAAGAUCGCGCGACUGACAUACAAAUAGAGGACAAUAACCGCAAUGUCAUGACUCAUAGUUCUGAUGUCUUGCACCUGGAUCGGAUGGAUGCUGCGGUCUUGAUGCGAACGGGCGGCCAGGAUGAUGCUGACGCGGGUGAUAAGCAGGGCGAGGUACAAAACUGCAAGGAAAAUAGAGUAGAAAGCAGUAGCGGUGGCGAGGCGGAGAAGGAUAAGGAAAAUGGAGUAGAUAGCAGUAGCGGUGUAAAAGCACAAGGAAAACGUGGAUAUGGGGAGUCGACGAUACAUGAUGAGGAUGAGAUGGUUCUGAAAGCUAUGUGGGAUCGUGGCCGAGCUAUGAGGAAGAAGAAAACGAAAAGGGUCCAUUCAUAGCACCUUCGUAGGUCCAGGUCUACUGUGUAAAUGAAUCCAGAUUAUAAAUUUCUUCUUUGUAAUCUGCUCUAGCACCAUACAGAAUAUCGACAUCUAACAGAUUAGUCCUUGAAGGAUAAUCACAACAUGUUCUUUUCUCUCAUUAUUGUCAUUUUUACCUUGAAGAGCAAUUCUUUUCGAAAACUAGGAUGUCUCUCUUUAUGUUGCAGCUCAACUUUUAUGGUCUUUCCUUCUAUUCUUCUUUUCGAAGUAGCGGAAUGCGAUCCAAUGUAGCUGUAUAACACUUGUUGGUUUCGCUGGUUUCCGUAUAUCUUCAUCAUAUUUUACUUUUAUGUUCAAA